Messenger RNA from Oncorhynchus masou masou (cherry salmon), 792 nucleotides. Its product is annotated as lens fiber major intrinsic protein-like. The record is from RefSeq and is a predicted model, not a curated record. Gene Ontology annotation, cellular component: plasma membrane. Gene Ontology annotation, biological process: water transport; transmembrane transport. Gene Ontology annotation, molecular function: water channel activity. Bases 1 to 792 code for a protein of 263 amino acids. NCBI's taxonomy places the organism in Eukaryota, Metazoa, Chordata, Actinopteri, Salmoniformes, Salmonidae. The transcript is spliced from 4 exons.
AUGUGGGAGUUCCGGUCCAUGGCGUUUUGGCGGGCGGUCUUCGCUGAGUUCUUCGGUACCAUGUUCUUUGUGUUUUUCGGCAUCGGCGCUGCGCUGCGCUGGACCACUGGGCCUCACCACAUCCUGCACGUAGCUCUGUGCUUCGGCUUGGCGGCUGCCACCAUCAUCCAGUCCAUUGGCCACAUCAGCGGCGGCCACAUUAACCCGGCCGUCACCUUCGCCUAUCUGGUAGGCUCCCAGAUGUCCCUGUUCCGCGCUUUUUUCUACUGGGUUGCCCAAUUUCUGGGGGCCGUGGCCGGGGCCGCCGUGCUCUAUGGGGUCACCCCAAAAAACAUGAGGGGCAACAUGGCUCUCAACAUGCUGCAGCCUGGCAUCAGCCUGGGCAUGGGCACCACAGUGGAGGUGUUUCUGACCAUGCAGCUGGUGAUUUGUAUCUUUGCCGUGACGGAUGAGAGGAGGAACGGACGCAUGGGCUCUGCUGCCCUGUCCAUCGGCUUCGCUGUCACAGUCGGACACCUCAUGGGGAUGUACUACACUGGUGCUGGAAUGAACCCUGCUAGAUCUUUCGCCCCUGCUGUGCUCUUCAGGAACUUUGUCAACCACUGGGUGUACUGGGUGGGUCCCAUGAUAGGAGGUGCGUUGGGCGCUCUUCUGUACGAUUUCAUGCUGUUUCCACGCAUGCGCGGUCUUUCUGAGCGCCUGGCCACACUGAAGGGCAGCCGACCCCCCGAGACGGAGACCCAGCAGGACGCCCGCGGGGAGCCCAUCGAGCUCAAGACACAAGCCCUAUAA